UCUGCUGUAAAAUGCUUAAUAUUAGCAGAUUAUGGCGACAUCAUGAGAGUUGAAAUAGAUGGUGCCUCAAGGGAAACAGCUCGGGCGGAUUAUGGGAACAACAGCACAGGUACACUCUGCAGUGUAGAAACACAGGAUCUAUUAGGUGGAAGGAUGGUAUCAGGUUUCAUGGCACAGACUGAUGCAGACAGAAUGGAAAAGUACAGGUCUAAAAUCAACAGUGUGGCAAAACAACAUAACAUUGAUCCAGCUCUCAUCGCUGCCAUCAUCUCCAGAGAGUCCAGGGCUGGAGCAGCACUGACAGAUGGCUGGGGAGACUGGGACACAGAAAGAGGAGCCUAUAAUGCCUGGGGACUGAUGCAGGUUGGUGUUAAUCCAGAUGGAGGUGCACACGAUCCAGAGGGUGAUUGGGACAGUGAGGAACACCUCAGCCAGGCCACCGAAAUAUUGGUUGAUUUUAUUAAAAUAAUCCAGAACAAAUUUCCUAACUGGAGCAGGGAGCAGCAGCUGAAAGGAGGGAUAGCAGCCUACAAUAGGGAUGGUAAAGUCAAGAGCUAUGAAGAUGUGGAUUUAUACACAACACAUGGAGACUACUCUAAUGAUGUUGUUGCCAGAGCUCAUUGGUACAAAGAAAAAAGGGACUAUUAAAGCCUUUUAAAAGCUGUUCAUAAC
Trematomus bernacchii (emerald rockcod) is the source of this 672-nucleotide messenger RNA. Its product is annotated as lysozyme g-like. NCBI's taxonomy places the organism in Eukaryota, Metazoa, Chordata, Actinopteri, Perciformes, Nototheniidae. Gene Ontology annotation, molecular function: lysozyme activity. Gene Ontology annotation, biological process: peptidoglycan catabolic process. The annotation marks the transcript as partial. The record is from RefSeq and is a predicted model, not a curated record. The transcript has 4 exons.